This is a messenger RNA of Perognathus longimembris pacificus (Pacific pocket mouse), 1771 nucleotides long. RefSeq names its product neuropeptide Y receptor Y5 (gene Npy5r). Lineage: Eukaryota; Metazoa; Chordata; Mammalia; Rodentia; Heteromyidae. Gene Ontology annotation, cellular component: plasma membrane; neuron projection. Bases 58 to 1491 code for a protein of 477 amino acids. Gene Ontology annotation, biological process: G protein-coupled receptor signaling pathway. The record is from RefSeq and is a predicted model, not a curated record. Gene Ontology annotation, molecular function: neuropeptide binding; neuropeptide Y receptor activity. The transcript is spliced from 3 exons.
UUUGUCACUGUCCACGGAAACGACUUGAGAUUCUUUCAGUGGCAUUUUGCAGCCUGGAUGCAAUUGGAAAUUUCAGGUUCCCAAAGGAAGAGAAACUGUGUGGUUAGAAUUCAAAAAGGAAGAAAAAAAGAAGUGAAAAGGGAUUUUAAUAUGGAUUUAGAGCUCAAGGAGUAUGAUAACAAGACUCUGAUUGCGGAGAACAGCACUGGUGCUGCUCGGAAUUCUGAUUUCCCAGUCUGGGAUGACUACAGAAGCAGUGUCGAUGACUUCCAGUACUUUCUCAUUGGGCUCUAUACAUUUGUAAGUCUCCUUGGCUUUAUGGGAAAUCUCCUGAUUUUGAUGGCGGUGAUGAAAAAGCGCAGCCAGAAGACGACUGUCAACUUUCUCAUAGGAAACUUAGCCUUCUCGGAUAUCUUGGUUGUGUUGUUUUGCUCACCUUUCACACUGACCUCUGUCCUGCUGGAUCAGUGGAUGUUUGGCAAAGUUAUGUGCCACGUUAUGCCUUUCCUGCAGUGUGUGUCCGUUCUGGUUUCCACUUUAAUUUUGAUAUCGAUUGCCAUCGUCAGGUAUCACAUGAUCAAGCAUCCUGUAUCUAACAAUCUGACCGCGAACCAUGGCUACUUCCUCAUCGCCACCGUGUGGACACUGGGUUUCGCCAUCUGCUCCCCGCUUCCAGUGUUUCACAGUCUGGUGGAACUUCGGGAGACGUUCGGUUCAGCACUGCUGAGCAGCAAGUACUUAUGUGUGGAGUCGUGGCCGUCUGAUUCCUACAGAAUCGCCUUCACCAUCUCCUUAUUGCUCGUCCAGUAUAUUCUGCCCUUGGUUUGUCUCACUGUAAGUCACACCAGUGUGUGCAGGAGUGUCAGUUGUGGAUUGUCCAAUAAAGAACACAGACUGGAAGAAAAAGAGAUGAUCAACUUAACGCUGCAUCCGUCCAGAAAGAGUGGCAAUCAGGCCAAAGUCUCCAGCGGCCACAAGUGGAGUUACUCCUUCAUCAAAAAGCACAGGAGACGAUACAGCAAGAAGACCGCCUGCGUGUUGCCUGCUCCGGCCAGGCCGUCCAGGGAGAAGCAUUCUCCAGCCCUUGCAGAACACUCGGGCUCCGCAAGAAGCCAGCUUUCUUCCUCCAGCAAGUUCAUCCCCGGGGUCCCGACCUGCUUUGAAAUGAAACCCGAAGAGAACUCAGAUGCUCAUGAGGUGAGAGUCAAACGUUCCGUGACCAGGAUCCAAAAGAGGUCUCGCAGCGUCUUCUACCGACUGACCAUCCUGAUCUUGGUGUUCGCGGUGAGCUGGAUGCCUCUGCACCUGUUCCACGUGGUGACUGACUUCAACGACAACCUUAUUUCAAAUAGACACUUCAAGCUGGUGUAUUGUGUGUGUCAUCUACUUGGCAUGAUGUCUUGCUGUCUGAAUCCAAUUCUAUAUGGAUUUCUUAAUAAUGGGAUCAAAGCUGAUCUGAUGUCUCUCAUUCAUUGUCUUCAUCUGUCGUAAUUCUCACCGUUGAUCACGUAAAAAUUAAAUAUUGACGACUCCAUCACAGUGCUGUCUGCACAAUAAGUAGAACUAUUGUUAACACGUGGAAUUAAAUUUAUGUACAAGAGUUCUUCUGGAUUUGAAUGUCUGUUCACAAUGUGAGCGUUUCAAUGUGUUGUAAUGUAAUUACUCUGUGUAUUUGUAUAGAGUUAUCCAUCUAGGCUGUCAUUUCAUUACAAGAAUUUCAUGUGAUCUGUCAGUCAACGAAGGAUGUCUUUGUUGGAAAUAAAAGUUAAUA